UAAAAACAGCACUUCCGGUUAUGAAUGUCUCCUCUACCGCGAGCUCUCUGUCAGAAGGUUUGGCGUCUUUUUGCUCUCUCCUGCUUUCCAGUUAUUUUUAUUCAGGAGAAGGCGCGAAACGGAGCCAUGGCGGCGCGCUGAAGAAGUAAAGCUGUAAUGGAGGAACAGAGUAAAAAAGUCCUUUUUAAAUCCGAAAUGACGGAAUGUGGGACCGAGCAGAGGAACAGCGGCGAGUCUAAAUCCGAACAGGAAAACGGCUCGUGUAAAGAAACGGCACCUGCGGAUUUCAGUGAUCCGGUGUAUAAAGAGCUGUCUCUGGCCAACGGCACCAUUAACCGCAUGAACAGAGAUGAACUGCGUGCUAAAUGUGCUGAGCUCAAGCUGGACACCAGAGGUGUGAAAGACGUGCUGAAGAAGCGUCUUAAGAACUACUAUAAGAAGCAGAAGCUGAAGCAGUCGGCGACGGCCGGCUCCGACGGCUCGUAUUACGACUACAUCUGCGUGGUGGACUUCGAGGCGACGUGUGAAGAGAAUAACCCGCGAAACUUUAUCCACGAAAUCAUCGAGUUCCCCAUGGUCCUCAUCGACAUGCACACUUUGGAGAUUGUCGAUUCGUUUCAGGAAUACGUGAAGCCCCAGUUGAACCCGAAGCUCUCGGAUUUCUGCGUGGAGCUAACGGGAAUAACACAGAAAAUGGUGGACGAGGCGGAUCCGUUCCCUCGCGUUCUUCGCCGAGUGGUGGACUGGCUGCAGGAGAAAGAGCUGGGCACCAAGUACAAAUACACUCUGCUAACAGACGGAUCUUGGGAUAUGAGUAAAUUCCUUCACACGCAAUGCCGACUGAGUCGACUCCGAUAUCCUCAGUUUGCAAGAAAUUGGAUCAACAUCAGAAAGUCUUAUGGAAACUAUUAUAAGGUGGCUCGGACCCAGACGAGGCUGAACUGCAUGUUGGAGAAUCUCGGCAUGCGGUACGAGGGCCGACCGCACUGCGGCCUGGACGACUCACGCAACAUCGCCCGCGUCGCCAUCCGCAUGCUGAAGGACGGCUGUCGGCUGCGUGCGAACGAGCGUCUGUACGAAGGCGAGCUGCAGAACGUGUCCAGCACGGUGGUGUUGGAAGUAGCUCCGCCUCCUCAGUACCCCAAAAGCAGAGACUAAUUCAGUAGAGUAUUUGGUAAGCAGGCAGUAAGUGAGCAGGAGUGGAAAUGAGUGUGAGUAAUUUGAUUUGACAAAAAGCGUGCUUUGUUUACUGCCAGUUCGUAAGAUUAAUAAUAACGACCGGACCAAAUCUCCUGUCUGUGUUUUUAUACUAUGCAUCAUUUCUCACAAACACAUUUCACAAAGAAGUCUUUAUUUUGGAUUUUACAUCUCCACAUUCAUUCUUUACUCUUUAGCAGCAAUCAUCCUGAGUCUGCACCCGUAUUUUUUUAACGUAACAAUAAAGUGCCAUUCCAGUUUUAAGCUCUGUCUUGAAUCGUUCUUGAAGAUACAUUACCGGUCAAAAGUUUGUGGACACUCGACUGAAAUGUUUCUCAUGAGCUUAAAAGCCUUUUGACCUGAAGGUGUGGGAUUAAAUGUGUGAAAUCGGUGUCGUAGACAAAAAUAUCAUCGUGCCGACGUAUUCAUUUCUUUUUUUUUUAGAAAACUAACAUUUUAUUUACAAAAAAUCUUUUUUUAAACGGACGACUCGGAGCGAGAUAUUCGGAAAAGCAGCCGAUAAGCGUCCGGCGUCGGUGGGAACUCCUUUAAUACUGUUUAAAAAGCAUCUCAGGGAAAUUCCUCAAGGAAUCGGUCGAGAAAACACCCAGAAUACAUUUCUGGAAAUUCUAGGCGAAAAGGGCGUCUACUUCGAAGAUGCUAAAAUACUAAAUUAUUUUGAUUUAUUUUGGAUUUUUUUUUAGCACAACAUAAUUCCCAUAAUUCAUUUGUGUUACUCCAGAGUUUUCCAGACUUUAUUCCAUCCAUCCAUCCAUCCAUCUUCUGUACCGCUUUAUCCUUUUCAGGGUCACGGGGGAACCAGGAGCCUAUCCCAGGGAGCAUCGGAACCAAGGCGGGGUACACCCUGGACAGGGUGCCAAUCCAGACUUUAUUAAUAUUCUAAAAAUGUGGGG
Ictalurus furcatus (blue catfish) is the source of this 2111-nucleotide messenger RNA. It is a transcript of the gene eri1, whose product is annotated as exoribonuclease 1. The record is from RefSeq and is a predicted model, not a curated record. Gene Ontology annotation, biological process: exonucleolytic trimming to generate mature 3'-end of 5.8S rRNA from tricistronic rRNA transcript (SSU-rRNA, 5.8S rRNA, LSU-rRNA). Gene Ontology annotation, cellular component: nucleolus; cytoplasm. NCBI's taxonomy places the organism in Eukaryota, Metazoa, Chordata, Actinopteri, Siluriformes, Ictaluridae. The transcript has 8 exons. Bases 157 to 1158 code for a protein of 333 amino acids. Gene Ontology annotation, molecular function: nucleic acid binding; 3'-5'-RNA exonuclease activity.